AUGGACGACGACAUCGAGGCGCUUAUGCCCCGCACCAAAGCGGCCAACGACCGCGCUCCAGUCGACAAGGCCAAGCUGAAGCGGUUUAUGGCUACACAGAAGACGCGGCCCAAAAGUAUUGAAACCCAAUCGGAUGUCGUCGUGGUGCGUGGAGAUGUGCGCAAAGACGCCGAAGGAUUUGAGGAUAUUGACGACUUUUGGGUCGAUGAAGAGUCAGCGCAGGACGACUCAGUGGACGACGACGAUGACGAUUCACUCACUGUGUCAGACAAAGAGUCGGCAGAUACGUCUGGAGACGUGUCGGAGCCGAGCGAGCAUGAGGUGGAGCUUCCGGAAAUCGACACUCCUCCGUCCAGUGAUCGAGAAAGUAUGGAUGUCGAGACUGGGCCGAUUCUGUCACGGACGCAGAGAAUUGGCAGCAACAGCAGGGUUGAGAGAGAGAAGAGCAAAGAGGACGCGGUCGUUCCAUCUCCGACGCGUAGUGAUGUCUCGUUUGAUUUUGGCGGCUCGCCGCAUGGCUCGGUGGAUAUGAACGACGACAAGAACGUCACGAUUCGGAGUCGGCGUAGCGCAAAGUCUACUGAAAAGAAGAGUAAACACACGGAGCCAACGGCGGAAUCGUCUACUGAGCGUGGCUUUGACAACGAUACGGCCAGUCCGUUUUCCACGAACGAAGGUCCUGUGACGCCACUUUCAAAUGCAAGUGAUCGCGAGUUGCAGCCUAUUCCGUCUUUCUCGGACAAGAGCUCGCUCUCGCCGAAUGUUAGCAAGGAGUUGUUCAAAAACGAUGAAGACGGUAGCGAUGCCACUGACAAAAAUCGUGAGAAGAAGCAGACGAAAGUGAAGAAAACCAAGAAGAUAGCAGUCACCAAACGAUCAGCUGGUGAGACGAAAAAGACACCUCGACUGCGGCCGACAGGAAAAUAUGGCUACCGAACAACUCCACCCGCGACGGAUACAUCGACUCAGUCCAUGCAGACGGACGACGAUAAUGACGAAUCUUUCGAGGCGCAGAACGAUUCGGGUGGUGAGACAGGAGACGAUAGUUUCUACAACGAGCCCGAUGCGCCCGGUGGUCCAGUCCGGGAUAGAUUGCCGGAUGCCGUUAAGAUUUUGAACGAUCACGAGAAAGAUGCUGCUUGGGAUGGUAGUGGCUUACGUCGAUCAAAGCGACGCCGCUUCAAGCCGCUCGCCUGGUUCAAGAGUGAGCACAUGGUGUACGAGCGCACUUUUGUAGGCGUGGGUACGGUGAUGCCUACGGUGGUAGGCGUCGAGCGCCUCGGUCUUGACUCUCCGACGACUAAACGAACGAAGGCCAAACCACCAUCAAAGAGGACGAAUAAUAGCAAAGCGUUGGCGUUGAAGGAGCUCCCGAAGGACGUGCAAAAGAAGAUUGUGGACAGUGAGUGGGCGACGCUCUACGACGGCCAGGCCGGCUGCAUGAAUGAUUUGAACGUCAUUUGCCGUUCUAAUGAGAUUCGUUUGCGCAAACUUCCGACGGAAGAGAGGGGCGGUGCUGUUGUGCACGCGUUUGCAGGACAGAGUUUCAAUCUUUUCAGUCCGUCCCCAUUUGCUCGGUGGAUAUCUGGACGCGUGGUUUUGCCUCCAGGUGCAUGGAAGGAACCCGAAGGUGUCGGUCAAGCAGUGCAGUUAUUCUAUGUUACAGGGUGCCAGCCUAAAUCACUGGAACUAGCAUUGUCACCCGAGACGGAUGACGACUUCUUCACGAGCAAGCACACAGCACACUUUUUGCUCAGCCCCGGCGACGAGUUUUACGUGCCAGCUGGCAAUGUGUAUUUCGUGAAGAACCACUCGAGCUCGGCCGAUUGUGACUUGCGAUUUACAAUCUUGAAGCCUGAAUCUCAACAGCCGCCGGUGGACGAUAACGACUCGGAUGCCGAAAAAGUGAACGAGUCGGCGGCUGGGUCCAAGCCGGAAGCUUCUGGAGCCGAUGGUAGCUUGCUAAAGCGUAAGCGGGAAGAGGACGCCGAGGCUGACGCUGACUCGGACUCGGUCUAG
Peronospora matthiolae is the source of this 2019-nucleotide messenger RNA. NCBI's taxonomy places the organism in Eukaryota, Oomycota, Peronosporomycetes, Peronosporales, Peronosporaceae. The record is from the annotation of a GenBank genome assembly.